AUGUCGAAGGAAUACCCCCACCAAAUCGCCCUCUUGGGCCUAGGAACAAUCGGUCUCUCAAUGCUAGCAAUGCACCUCCGCCGCCCAGAUACAAGCAUAGCAGUCUACGACCCACGCCCAGACACAGAAACUCAAAUCCGGAACAACCUCCCCUCCAUUCUGGAGUUCCCAGGUUCGGCUACUGCAUCAGGAUCAGAAACAAAUAUAGUGGACCACCUCUUCAAAACAUCCCGCCUGAAAUUAGCAUCCACCCUCCAAGAAGCCGUGACGAAGGCGACGAUCAUUCAGGAACAAAGUCCCGAAGUGACCGUUUCCAAACAGGCGCUUUGGAAGGAGGUUAUGCGAUUUGCUAAGCAUGAUGCACAUCUCUGGAGUAGUUCUUCCGGGAUUGCUGCGUCGGCGCAGGGUGCUACCUGUGAUCCUGCGGAUGGGGUAGGUGGGAGGCUACUUGUCGCGCAUCCGUUCAACCCACCGCAUAUAAUGCCCCUCGUGGAGGUUGUGCCUGGACCCGAGACUGCGGUUGAGAGAGUUGAGUUUGUGAAGGGGUAUUUUGAAGGGAUUCCCGGUCCUGGUUCUGUCGAUGGUCAGACUGCUGGCCAUUAUCGGCCUGUUACGCUGCAUAAGGAGGCUCCUGGGUUUGUGGGGAAUCGGCUUGCUUUUGCUUUGUUGCGCGAGGCUUGUUCUCUUGUUGGGGAGGGGGUUGUUUCGGCGAGGGAUCUCGAUGCUAUUAUUACGGCUAGUGUGGGGCCUAGGUGGGCUGGGAGUGGUGUGUUUGAGAGCUAUCAUGCUGGUGGUGGAGAGGGUGGAAUUGGGGCAUUUUUGCAAAAGCUGGAGCCGACGAUUCAGGAUGUGUGGGGUGAUCUGGGGCAGAUCGAUAUUCAAGGUGAUCAGGCGUGGAGAGAUAUGGUUGUUCGGCAGACGGAAGAGGCAUAUGGGCCUUCCACUGCUGAGUCGCGGAAGAAGAAAGAGGAGAUGUUGCGGGAGGUUAUUGAGAUGCAGAAGAAAACAUGGGAACCAUGA
This is a messenger RNA of Penicillium canescens, 1020 nucleotides long. RefSeq lists its product as uncharacterized. The record is from RefSeq and is a predicted model, not a curated record. Lineage: Eukaryota; Fungi; Ascomycota; Eurotiomycetes; Eurotiales; Aspergillaceae. The transcript has a single exon. Gene Ontology annotation, biological process: fatty acid metabolic process. Gene Ontology annotation, molecular function: NAD+ binding; oxidoreductase activity, acting on the CH-OH group of donors, NAD or NADP as acceptor. The coding region runs from base 1 to 1020 and encodes 339 amino acids.